AUGGAGCUCCUCCAAUCCAUUCUCUCCACAUGGCCUCUCCUCGCCACCCUCCUCCCUCUCACCCUCCUCUACCUCCUCCUAACCACCCUCCUUACCUAUUUCCGUCCCAGCCUGCGCUCCCUCCCCGGCCCCUUCCUCGCCCGCAUCUCCUCCCUCCCCCGCCUCUGGACCUGCUACACCGGCUCCCAACACCUGCACCACCUGCACCUCCACGACAAAUACGGCCCUUUCGUCCGCGUCGGCCCAAAUCACGUCUCCUUCUCCAACCCCUCCCUCAUCCCCGUGGUCUACAGCAUUUCUUCCAAAUUCGUCAAGUCGGAUUUCUAUACCCUGUUCGAUAUCAAGACCCCUGCGGGCGCGAUGCCGACGAUUUUUAGCGUGAGGGAUGAAGCGGUGCAUAAAGGGUUCAAGCGGCCGGUGGCGGGGGCGUAUGCGAUGUCUGCGCUUAGGGAGUUGGAGGGGGGAGUGGAUGAGUGUACGGAGAUUUUUAUGGGGAAGAUGGAGGAGCGGGUUGGUGGGGAGGUGGAUUUGGGGGUUUGGGUGCAUUGGUAUGCCUGGGACACCAUAACCACGCUCACCUUCUCCAACCGCCUCGACUUCAUGGCCCGCGAACAGGAUAUCCAGGGCAUUAUCUCCGCCAUCAACGCCCGGCUCAAAUACAACAGCAUCAUCGGCCAAGCCCCCUGGCUGCAUAAAUACAUCUUCGGCAACCGUUUCGCCGCCUACCUCGCCACCUUCAUCCCUUCCCUCGCUAUAUUGAACAGCUCGAAAUACAUCGUUGAUUUCACCGCCGCCCAACUCCGGCACCACCAAUCCCUCGACAGCAAACCCCCCAGCUCCCCCUCCGAGGGUCCAGGACAUCGGCCGAAAGCAGGAUAUCCAGACAUGCUCUCCCGCUUCCGCCGCUCCCCAGCCCUGUCCUCCUCCGAGCUCCUCUCCCACGCAACGGGCAACAUCUUCGCCGGCAGCGACACAACCGCCGCCUCGUUGCGGAGUAUCUUCUACCACCUCUGCCUUUCCCCCUCCGCCCUUUCCACCCUCCAAAACGAAAUCUCCACCGCUUCCGCCAAAGGCAACCUCUCGGAUCCGGUAACCUUCGCCGAAGCACAAGCUUUACCGUACCUGCAGGCGGUAAUAAAGGAGGCGCUGCGCAUGCACCCCGCCGUCGGCCUCCUCCUCGAACGCCUCGCCCCUUCCCCCGAGGGACUAACACUACCCAACGGGAUCCACCUCCCCGCCGGCACGGUGGUAGGCAUGAACCCCUGGGUUUCCGCGCGUGAUCCCCUCGUCUAUCCCUCCCCUUACACCUUCAAACCGGAGCGCUGGCUCGAGGCCUCAGAGGAGGAAUUGAAGUUGAUGGAGCGCAAUUUCCUAGCGUUCGGAGGAGGGAGCCGGACGUGUUUGGGCAAGAACAUCUCGUUGUUGGAGAUGGGGAAGCUGGUUCCGCAGGUGUUGAGGCGGUUUGAGUUUGAGUUGGCUGAGCCGGGGAAGGAGUGGGUGAUGGAGGAUUAUUGGUUCGUGCAGCAGAGAGAGCUGGUUUGUAGGGUCAAGAGACGGGAGGGGGGAAUGAAGGAAGGGUGA
This is a messenger RNA of Saxophila tyrrhenica, 1581 nucleotides long. RefSeq lists its product as uncharacterized. Gene Ontology annotation, molecular function: iron ion binding; heme binding; monooxygenase activity. NCBI's taxonomy places the organism in Eukaryota, Fungi, Ascomycota, Dothideomycetes, Mycosphaerellales, Extremaceae. The record is from RefSeq and is a predicted model, not a curated record. The transcript has 2 exons. The coding region runs from base 1 to 1581 and encodes 526 amino acids.